AUGAUUCUGGUAUAUGAUUACAUGGCUCAUGGAACAUUGCGUGAGCAUCUAUACAACACCAGAAACCCACCACUGUCGUGGCAGCAGCGCCUUGAGAUUUGCAUCGGUGCAGCCCGAGGACUGCAUUACCUCCACACUGGUGCAGAGCAAGGAAUCAUCCACCGUGACGUUAAGACUACCAACAUCCUGUUGGAUGAUAGGUUCAUGGCAAAGGUUUCCGACUUUGGUCUGUCUAAGGCUAGUCCAGACAUUGACAACACCCACAUGAGCACCGCUGUAAAAGGCACCUUUGGAUAUCUUGAUCCGGAGUACUUCCGGCUGCAGCGUCUCACCAAAAAAUCAGAUGUGUACUCUUUCGGGGUCGUGUUGUUUGAGACCCUGUGUGCACGCCCUGUGAUAAACACCAAGCUCCCCGAGGAGCAAGUGAGCUUGCGUGACUGGGCGCUAUCUUGCCGAAAGAAAGGUGCACUCGAGGAGAUCAUCGACCCCCGUGUUAAGGAGGAAAUCACCCUUGAGUGCUUCAGGAUAUUUGCAGAGAUAGCGGAGAAAUGUGUUGCUGAUCGCAGCAUAGAUAGGCCAUCAAUGGGUGAUGUACUCUGGAACCUUGAGGUCGCACUCCAGGUGCAGGAUAGUGCAAGCUACAACAGCAGCUGUGCCGAGAGUGCGUCAUCUCUUCAGAUCACCGCGGUGGAUUCAGACAGACCAUCUACCAACUCAACAAUUAGCGUUGCAGCACAGGAAGCCAUAUUUUCAGAUAUUGCACAUCCAGAAGGCCGAUAA
Triticum turgidum subsp. durum (durum wheat) is the source of this 780-nucleotide messenger RNA. Lineage: Eukaryota; Viridiplantae; Streptophyta; Magnoliopsida; Poales; Poaceae. The record is from the annotation of a GenBank genome assembly.